Syzygium oleosum is the source of this 2210-nucleotide messenger RNA. Its product is annotated as endoplasmic reticulum oxidoreductin-1-like. Gene Ontology annotation, cellular component: endoplasmic reticulum; endoplasmic reticulum membrane. The transcript is spliced from 9 exons. Gene Ontology annotation, molecular function: thiol oxidase activity; protein-disulfide reductase activity; FAD binding. The record is from RefSeq and is a predicted model, not a curated record. Gene Ontology annotation, biological process: protein folding in endoplasmic reticulum. NCBI's taxonomy places the organism in Eukaryota, Viridiplantae, Streptophyta, Magnoliopsida, Myrtales, Myrtaceae. Bases 506 to 1918 code for a protein of 470 amino acids.
UCCUCGUUCUUUCCCCAUUUGCGUUUUCCCCCUUUUCGGGCAAGAACCAAACCGGUAAAUCUGCGUUCUGGCAGUACACCGAUUGGAUCCACAGUACAGUUCCUGUCCGGGGAUCUUCCUACUCUGCCCACAGUUUCUAGACUGGAAGCAGAGCAUUCCCCACCAAUGGUAAAGAAAACCGUCGACCACGCCCCUCAUUUUCCCCAUUGAUUUCUUCCUCCUCAGAGUCUCCAUCUCAGCACCCGCGAAGAAAGACCCUGCUCUGGUUCGGUCCCACCUCUUUGAACACGCCAUAACCAUCAUCCGACCAAUGCAAUUUGGCCAUCUGGGUGCUCGCUCGUCGACCCAGUUCCUCAAAUAUAACGACCCAUCAGAUCCCGACAUACCCAGUUCCCUUCUCUUUCGUGUGUUCUUGAUUCUCGGGUGGCGUGGCGGAGGGUCUUGAAGGGUUUAGGGGUGCCUCUGUUUUCUUGGAGAGUUUUGGCAUCUUGGUCGUGCGGAAGUGAUGGGGGAGGAGAUUGAGAAGAAGAAGAAGAAGAAGGCGACGAAGGGUCGGGGUAAUCGAUGGAGCAAUGGCGCAAUCGGUGCUCUCAUCGUCGUCUUGCUCGCCGUGGGAAUAAGUUGGGCGGCUGCUCCGAAGAUCAAUUUGUUUUCGCGCAUUAACAGCAAGCCUUGUCCUUGUGCCAAGGAUGAGCAUAAGUAUAAAGGGAUGGUGGAGGAUUGUUGUUGCGAAUAUGAGACUGUAGACCAUCUCAAUGAGGAAGUGUUGCAUCCCCUGCUCCAGGAUCUGGUCAAGACCCCAUUCUUUCGAUACUUCAAGGUCAAGUUGUGGUGUGACUGCCCCUUUUGGCCAGAUGAUGGCAUGUGUCGUUUGCGGGAUUGUAGUGUUUGUGAAUGCCCGGAGAGUGAAUUCCCAGAAUCAUUUAAACGUCCAUCCAAUCCUAUCCUUCCAUCUCAUGAUCUCAUGUGUCAAGAAGGAAAACCUGAAGCUGCUGUGGAUCGUACUUUGGAUAGAAAUGCUUUUAGAGGCUGGUCAGAAACAGACAAUCCAUGGACAAAUGAUGAUGAAACUGAUAAUGCUGAAAUGACGUAUGUGAAUCUCCAACUCAAUCCUGAACGCUACACUGGUUAUACCGGCCCAUCUGCCAGAAGAAUUUGGGAUGCUGUUUAUGCAGAAAACUGUCCCAAAUAUCCAUCUGAAGAGUUGUGCCAAGAGGAACGAAUAUUGUACAAGUUGAUAUCUGGUCUUCACUCUUCCAUUUCAGUUCACAUUGCUGCAGAUUUUCUUCUUGAUGAAACCAAAAACGUGUGGGGCCAAAAUCUCAAGUUGCUGCAUGAUCGUGUGUUGAGAUACCCAGAUCGUGUCAGAAACUUGUACUUCACUUUUCUCUUUGUUCUCCGUGCUGUCACAAAGGCGGCAGAUUAUUUGGAACAAGCGUCAUAUGAUACAGGCAAUCCUAAUGAGGAUUUGAAGACGCAUUCCUUGAUGAGACAGCUCCUGUAUAAUUCCAAACUUCAAGCUGCUUGCCCAAUCCCAUUUGAUGAAGCAAAGCUGUGGAAAGGCCAAAACGGACCUGAACUGAAGCAGAAAAUUCAGAACCAAUUCAGAAAUAUCAGUGCGCUCAUGGACUGUGUAGGAUGUGAAAAGUGUCGGUUGUGGGGAAAACUUCAAGUUCUUGGGCUUGGAACUGCAUUGAAGAUUCUUUUCUCUGUUGAUGGUCAGGAAAACUUGCGUCAGACGCUGGAGCUGCAACGGAAUGAAGUAAUUGCUUUGAUGAAUCUGCUCAACCGACUCUCCGAAUCUGUCAAAUUGGUUCACGGAACAGGAUCCUCGGCCGAAAAGAUUGGACUUACUUCUGAACAGAAAGCGGCAGGUUGCCCGUUCCACAAGAUGUGGGCAUCCUUGAAGAUAACCUAGUUAAUCACAUGUAGUCUAAGAACAUUUAGGUAAAUGGUACCAAAUAACAUAUGAAAUCUUGAGUUGUGCAACAGGAAAUUGACCCUUUGGGUUUCGAAGCCGGUGUCCCACAGAGAUACACUUCAUAGACAGAGAUUUGAAAUCAAUAGAAGGAACCAAGAAAGAGGGGAAGCUUGUAUUAGGUUUUGCUUUUGAGCUUAUGCAUCGAAUGAUGCAUGUAUAUGUGACGCUGUACGUUUUCGGUUCACUGGUGCAAGAAACUUCUCUUGGUUCUAUGGUCGCGUGACUGUAA